CUCGUCCGCCCCCGGGCUGUGGGGUGGGCCUCGGUCCGAGCCCCCAUCUAUGUCAGCAGCUGGGCCGUCCGGGUGUCCCAGGGUAACCGGGAGGUCGAGCGCCUGGCACGCAAAUUCGGCUUCGUCAACCUGGGGCCGAUCUUCCCUGAUGGGCAGUACUUUCACCUGCGGCACCGGGGCGUGGUCCAGCAGUCCCUGACCCCGCACUGGGGCCACCGCCUGCACCUGAAGAAAGACCCCAAGGUGCAGUGGUUCCAGCAGCAGACGCUACGGCGGCGGGUGAAACGCUCUGUGGUGGUGCCCACAGACCCCUGGUUCUCCAAGCAGUGGUACAUGAACAGCGAGGCCCAACCAGACCUGAGUGUCCUGCAGGCCUGGGGCCAGGGGCUGUCAGGCCAGGGCAUUGUGGUCUCUGUGCUGGACGAUGGCAUCGAGAAGGACCACCCGGACCUCUGGGCCAACUACGACCCCCUGGCCAGCUACGACUUUAAUGACUACGACCCAGACCCCCAGCCCCGCUACACCCCCAGCGACGAGAACCGGCACGGGACCCGCUGUGCUGGGGAGGUGGCCGCCGCAGGAGGGUCCUCACCCCUCGACCCCCCCAGCCCCAUCCUGCCGCUGAUCUACAUCAGGAAAAACGUGUCGGCCUGCGCCGGCCGCCACAACUCCAUCCGCUCGCUGGAGCACGUGCAGGCGCAGCUGACGCUGUCCUACAGCCGGCGCGGAGACCUGGAGAUCUCACUCACCAGCCCCAUGGGCACGCGCUCCACACUCGUGGCCAUACGACCCUUGGAUGUCAGCACUGAAGGCUACAACAACUGGGUCUUCAUGUCCACCCACUUCUGGGAUGAGAACCCACAAGGCGUGUGGACCCUGGGCCUGGAGAACAAGGGCUACUAUUUCAACACGGGGAUGUUGUACCGCUACACGCUGCUGCUCUAUGGGACAGCCGAGGACAUGACAGCGCGGCCUACAGGCCCCCAGGUGACCAGCAGCGCGUGUGUGCAGCGGGACACUGAGGGGCUGUGCCAGGUAUGUGACGGCCCCGCCUACAUCCUGGGACGGCUCUGCCUGGCCUACUGCCCCCCGCGGUUCUUCAACCACACAAGGCUGGUGACUGCCAGGCCUGGGCACACAGCGGCGCUCGCGCUGAGGGUCUGCUCCAGCUGCCACUCCUCCUGCUACACCUGCCGUGGCGGCUCCCUGAAGGACUGCACCUCCUGUCCCCCAUCCUCUACACUGGACCAGCAGCAGGGCUCCUGCGUGGGACCCACCACCCCUGACAGCAGCCCCCGGCUUAGAGCUGCCGCCUGCCCCCAGCACCGCUGCCCAGCCUCAGCCAUGGUGCUGGGCCUCCUGGCCAUGACCCUCCAAGGCCCUGUCCUCUGCAGCAUGUCCAUGGACCUCCCACCAUAGACCUGGCUCUCCCGUGCCAGGGCCAUGCCCACCAAACCCCAGGUCCGGCUGCCAGCUGCAACCCGAAGUUGUCAGCUCAGAAAGUGACCUUGCCCCCGCCUGGGUCCCUGACAGGCACUGUUGCCCUGCUGCCUCCCCAGGCUGGCCCAGAGGAGCCAGCACCAGCCCCCGACGCCCGGCCUGCCAGGCAUGGGCCCCGUGGAACCCCGCAGCCUGGGGGGAAGAGAGAGAGAGAAGUCUCCUAUGCAUUUUGGGUUUGGGUGGGAGUGGGCUGGGGGGAGAGGCUGGAGCACCCCAGAAGCCAGGGGAAAGUGGGGGGAGAGAAACGUGACACUGUCCGUCUCGGGCACCGCGUCCAACCUCAGAGUUUGCAA
Molecule: messenger RNA, 1793 nt
Organism: Mandrillus leucophaeus (drill)
Lineage: Eukaryota; Metazoa; Chordata; Mammalia; Primates; Cercopithecidae
Gene: PCSK4
Product: proprotein convertase subtilisin/kexin type 4
Exons: 10
Biological process (GO): peptide hormone processing
Cellular component (GO): Golgi membrane; trans-Golgi network
Molecular function (GO): serine-type endopeptidase activity
Source: RefSeq, a predicted model, not a curated record